This is a messenger RNA of Hydra vulgaris (swiftwater hydra), 909 nucleotides long. The record is from RefSeq and is a predicted model, not a curated record. Lineage: Eukaryota; Metazoa; Cnidaria; Hydrozoa; Anthoathecata; Hydridae.
AUGAAUGAAACAAAUGAAAUUGUUGAGUCCACUGUGGUCGCAAUUACAAAUGAAGCUAUUGACAAUAAUCAAAAUACUAUUCCUUCAUGGCAAACCACACAAAUUGUUCAACCCACGGCUUGUGAAUGUGUUUUUAUUUGGACAAUUGGUCGAUCAGGUUCAACGUUAAUCGGGAAAUUAUUGAACAGUCAUCCAGAUGUGCAAUAUUAUAAUGAACCGCUCCAUCGUUUUUACAGAAAGGUCUUACGUAUUCAUAUACAAUUAUACGGAACCGAAAAUCGUGAGGAAGUACUUUUACCUGCUAUUUCAAAGAUUAACUCAAUUUUCAAUCAAUCAUUCAAUCCAUGCAAACAUAUUAUUAUAAAAGAACUACACCCACGGUUACCAGGGGGGUUAACUCACUUUUCUCCUAAUUUAAAAGAUACUAUUAAAUUUAUACAUCUUAUAAGAGACCCGAGAGCGGCUUUAAAUUCUAUGCUUAACUUGAGAUGGUUCAAAAGUACUGACUUACCUGUUGUUGCUACUAAACUUUGUCAAGCAACAUUAAGAGACUUCAAAUUUGGUCUCACAUACAUGAAUCAAAGUAUAUAUUAUAUGAUAAAAUACGAGGAGUUAUGCACAAACCUUAGUCAAAAUGUUAUGGCUUUAUUGAAUUUUACUCAACUCAAAAAAAGUUCUCAAGUAAAUGAUUAUAUCAUGAAAAUUCAGCAAGCAAAAAAUGAAACUAAUAACCCUUAUGACACACAAAAAAAUCUUAAAUUACAAAUAUUUAACUGGAGAAAAAGCAUUAAUAUGAGUGUCGUCAACACAAUUGAAAGCCAUUGUUUGGAAAUGAUAAACACCUUAGGCUAUAAACUUGUAAAUGGAAAUAUAGAAAUUCUUAGAAAUCUGUCAAUACCUUUGCAUUAG